Molecule: messenger RNA, 2443 nt
Organism: Sitodiplosis mosellana (orange wheat blossom midge)
Lineage: Eukaryota; Metazoa; Arthropoda; Insecta; Diptera; Cecidomyiidae
Exons: 2
Coding region: 141-1454 (437 amino acids)
Source: RefSeq, a predicted model, not a curated record
ACAGCGUUAAAACAAAUCAUAUUGCGUUGGACGUCUUCUUGCUGUGAACAUUCGCAUUAUUUCAUUCAUCGUCCAGAGCUCAAAGCUUUCACACGUAUUUUCAUUGUGCAGCUUAGGAAAUUGAACGAAGAGCCGUAAAAAUGUCUGGCAGUGACAAUUCGUCGUAUGUUGAAUACAUGAACGCGAAAAACAUCAAAUUUAGCAGCAAUGGUAUGUCUCGAUGUGACGAUUGUGAAAUGUUCGUCCCGUUUCAUUCGAUGGCCGAACACAUGGCAUCGAAGCAUACGGUGAAACAAAGUGAAUCCGAUCAACACGAGGAAAGUACGGUAUACAGUCUGAAAAAUCAUUAUGAAAAGAUCGAUGCCAUAGUACGUCAGCCAUUCCGUGAUUUGUUGCCGAACAGCCGCAACAGCGUCCAUCGUUCAAAAGAAGUUCGUGUACAUCGCAACGGAUCCGUUGGCAAAGGAAGCGAAAAAGUAGAUGAGGAUCACAAUGGUUCAAUUGAUAAAGCCAACGGUACAGAUAUUUACAGCACCGAUUUUUCCGAUGUUCCGACAAAGGAAAGCAAAGUGAAGCAUUCGCGAAAGAAAUUGGACGUGUCCAAUGUUCAAUCGGUGGAACUAAGUGAAGCGGCUGAGGCAAUAAAACGGUUGCCACGCGAGGCAAGACCAUCGGCUCGAUUGGCCAAUGCCAUGGCAUUCAAGAAGCUAUCAUCGGAUGGCAUGGUUUCAAAGAAGACAUCAGUCGAUACCACGGCCACCAGAAAAUCAUCAGCCGACACCAUGAUUCCAAAAAAAACAUCCAUGCAUCGUUCAAGUUCACAAAUGCGCCCAAGCGAUAUGCCUGCACUGAUAAAGCCACCACGUCGCGGAAUGAGCGUCGAGCCAAAUCGCCCGAAAAUUCCAACCGUUUUCGAAAUGUUCAACAUUCGUCGUUCCGAAAUGCAAGGUUCAAAUGCGGAAUAUGAUAAUGAUGAUGAGCAUCCACCGCGCCGGCAGCCAUCAGUCAAAGAAAAUGUUCCCAAAAACUCGGUGCAAUGCCCAUUGUGUUCGAACAUGAUGCACAAGAACGACUUCAAAGGUCAUCUGUUGCGAAAACACUAUACUGGACAUGGUACAUUGAACAUCGAAGGUGAUGAACACUCGAAAUGCGACAUUUGCGGCAAUUUAAUGCCACAAGAACACAUUCAAGCUCAUGUCGAACGCACACAUGGCAAUGCUGGUGGUGCUGAAAAGAACAAAGACCAUUUCAUUCGUUGCAACUACUGCGCGGCGUAUAUGCACAUCGAUUAUAUGCCCGGUCAUCUCUUCCGCAAGCACAAAUCGCACGAAGGCUCCAUUGGCAUCAUUUGGCCACAGUACACCGACGAACAGGUCAUUCAAUGGUUCAACGAUGGAAUGAUUUUCAUCAAAAAUGGCGCAAUCUUCGUCGCACGAGAGGAACCUGACCAAUAAAAUUAAACGUAAAUCGUAACAUUCACUUUUUUCCGUGAUUUUUCUAUCAUUUUUCAUUUAAUUUUGUUUUAAUCUCGUACAUCUUUAGCAUGCACUUAAGUUUAAUUUUUUAUCUUUUUAAUAUUUUUAUUCUCAUAAUGAAGUUACUUAAUAUUAAGCAAUUAACCAAACCAUAACGCCCAAAAAACCACAAUUGUCAUAGUUUAAAAUUGCCCAUGCAUAGUUCAAAAUUGCCCUUCAUUUUUACCAUAUUUUCCACAAAAUUGUCAAUUUUUCAUCCUAGAUUCAUUUUAAGCGUCUCAAUUGCCAAUUCAAAUCAUUUUCAUUUUAUCUAACACCGCCAAGUGAUAAAUUUUCAGUCAAUUGUAUUCACUUUUUCCCAAACAUUUUCCUCAACACAAAAACAAUUCAAAGUCAAUAAAAUUGAGUCGAUUUAGCGAGAAUUUUCUAAAAGUUCCAUUGUUGAGGUCAUUCUAAUUUUUGCCAUAUUUUAAAGAACAAACAAAAACUUGAAUAAUUUUUUUUUUUUUAAAUAUGAAUGUUUCAUACCUUUCAUCGAACUAAAAUUGAAAACGUAAAAAAAAAACUUUUAGUUUCAAAAAGAAACAAAUCAACUCAAAAAAGAGUUUAAAAAAAAUUGGAAUGAAGAACAAGUAAUAACCAAAAAAUUGUUCCUUUUUCUUGAUUCAACGAAAAAAAAUUGGGCAAAAGAAGUGGCCACUUGAAUGAAAUUUUUAUAAAAUUUUAACGAUAUCGAUUCAAUUCCAUUGAUUUUUCCAUUGUUUUAGCUUUGAACAUAGCAAAAGUGAGUAAUUGACUAAAGAUUUUACUCAGACUAGAUCAUAGGCAUAAUUGUAUCAUUGAUUAUGAAGAAUAAUAAUUGAAAUCAAUUCAACUGCAACAAAAAUCAACAAAAAAAAACUCAUUAUUGUACGAAUAAAACACAACAACACAUAUAUUUUUAAAAUAAAAACCUAUUGCUAUCGUCA